CUUAUUUCGCUUCAGACUUCAGGUUAGAUGCACAAAAAGCGGUGUAGUAUCGCUGUUUGGAAUUUAACGUUUGGAAUUAAAAAUUAUUAACUAUUGAAAUAGUUUCGGAUAGUGUUCGGUUCUACAUUAAGGUAAGGGCAGCAUGUGCGGUAUUUGGGCAACAUUCGGUGUAACUGGUGGCCUCACUCCUACCUGCGUAAAAUGUUUUUCAAACAUUCGCCACCGAGGUCCGGACGCGUGGCGAAUUGAGCAAGAUGCUAGAGAGCCGUUGGCUAUUCUCGGAUUUCAACGUCUCGCUAUCGUGGACGGUCUGCACGGUAUGCAACCGAUGCGCCUACACUGUUACCCUCGCACUACGUUAAUCUGUAAUGGUGAGAUUUACAACUGUAAACGCCUACAGAAACAGCAUGAGUUUCAAUAUGAAACUAACUGUGAUGUCGAAGCCAUCAUACAUUUGUAUCAAAGAUUCGGCAUAGAAGAAGCCGUCACUAACCUUGACGGGGUUUUUUCGUUUUGCCUUGUUGACGGUGAGAAGAAGAAAGUUUAUAUCGCCCGUGAUCCUUAUGGCGUUAGACCUCUAUUUAGUUUUCAUGACCCUGAAAACGAUGUUCUCGCUAUUUGUUCUGAAGCUAAAGGCUUGCUCGGCUUAAAGCAAAAUGGCAGCCCAAACUCGACACUCGGUCAAUUCUCUCCGGGUAACUUACAAGUGUGGAGUAUACUUGAAAGUGGUAAAGUCAAACUUGAUUACACACAUCAAUAUUUCACACCUGGGAAGGCACCCAAAUUUGAGCCUUACGUACCGGAAAAUAAAUUAAUCGAUAUGAACGUCAAUGAAAAGAUUGCGUAUUUAUUGGAGGCCGCUUGCCGAAAACGACUUAUGUCCGAUCGACGAAUAGGCUGCUUACUUAGUGGUGGAUUAGAUUCCUCGUUAAUCACCGCCAUUGUAGUGAAACUUGCAAAGGAAUACAAAUUGCCUUACAAAAUACAAACUUUCGCAAUCGGGAUGGGCGAUUCUCCAGAUCUUGCAGCCGCCAGAACCGUGGCGGAUUAUUUAGGAACGGAACAUCACGAAGUUCAAUUCGAUGAAAACGAUAUAAGAAAAGAACUGGAUAACGUUAUUUACCAUUUAGAAUCUUAUGAUAUAACAACUAUUCGAGCGAGUUUGCCAAUGUACCUUUUGUCAAAGUAUAUUAAAGAAAAAACAGACACAACAGUGGUAUUUAGCGGAGAAGGAGCCGAUGAACUAGCGCAAGGCUAUAUCUACUUCAGAGACGCACCGUCUGAAAAGGAUGCACAUAAAGAGAGCGUACGUUUGCUUUCUGAUAUUUAUCUCUAUGAUGGACUGCGAGCAGAUCGAACGACGAGUGCCUUUAGUUUAGAAUUACGAGUACCGUUUUUAGAUAUCCAAUUCACUCAUCACUAUCUUUCAAUACCUCCUAAACUACGACAACCCCAAAACGGCGUUGAGAAACAUCUGUUAAGAAGUAGUUUUGCAAAAAGUGGAUUAUUGCCAGACUGUGUGCUGUGGCGACACAAAGAAGCAUUUAGUGAUGGUGUGUCUUCAGUUAAAAAAUCGUUGUUCUCGGUCAUAAAAGAGAUCACAACUGAAAGAUUACAAGAAGACGAUAUACAAUAUCCAGGACUGCAGCCGAAAACGAAUGAAUCCAAAUAUUACCGCUACGUAUUUGAGAAAUCAUUUCCAGGACAACAUAAUUUUACUCCGUACUAUUGGAUGCCAAAAUGGGUUCAGGUUUCAGACCCUUCGGCAAGGUUUAUUAAACAUUAUGCGGCAAAAUGAUAACUCAUACACCUACAAAAUUAUUAAUGUUAAUGUUAUUUUUGGUUGAUAAUAAAAAUAAAUUGUUGGA
Messenger RNA from Bombyx mandarina (wild silkworm), 1868 nucleotides. It is a transcript of the gene AsnS, whose product is annotated as asparagine synthetase. Lineage: Eukaryota; Metazoa; Arthropoda; Insecta; Lepidoptera; Bombycidae. Gene Ontology annotation, molecular function: asparagine synthase (glutamine-hydrolyzing) activity. Gene Ontology annotation, cellular component: cytosol. The record is from RefSeq and is a predicted model, not a curated record.